This is a messenger RNA of Galeopterus variegatus (Sunda flying lemur), 384 nucleotides long. It is a transcript of the gene GNRH2, whose product is annotated as gonadotropin-releasing hormone 2. The transcript has 3 exons. NCBI's taxonomy places the organism in Eukaryota, Metazoa, Chordata, Mammalia, Dermoptera, Cynocephalidae. The record is from RefSeq and is a predicted model, not a curated record.
AUGGCCAGCUCCAGACUGGGCCUUCUGCUACUGCUGCUGCUGAUGAUGGCCGUCCACCCUGGACAUUCAGAGGCUUAGCACUGAUCCCAUGACUGGUACCCUGGAGGAAAGCGAGCCUCUAGCUCAGCCCAGGACCCUUAGAGUGCCCUUAAGCCCCCAGCAGGUAGCCCAGCCCAUACUGCCCAUGGCCUCCCAAGCGAUGCCCUGGCUGCCCCGGAGGACAGUGUGCCCUGGGAGGGCCAGACUGUGGCCUGAUGUUUCCUCCACAGGAAGCAGCACCUGCAACCCUGCCAUGGCCAGCUCCAGACUGGGCCUUCUGCUACUGCUGCUGCUGAUGAUGGCCGUCCACCCUGGACAUUCAGAGGCUUAGCACUGAUCCCAUGA